Molecule: messenger RNA, 12614 nt
Organism: Seriola aureovittata
Lineage: Eukaryota; Metazoa; Chordata; Actinopteri; Carangiformes; Carangidae
Gene: tnrc6c1
Product: trinucleotide repeat containing adaptor 6C1
Exons: 21
Coding region: 168-5804 (1878 amino acids)
Biological process (GO): positive regulation of nuclear-transcribed mRNA poly(A) tail shortening; miRNA-mediated post-transcriptional gene silencing
Cellular component (GO): P-body; nucleoplasm
Molecular function (GO): RNA binding; protein binding
Source: RefSeq, a predicted model, not a curated record
AGGUGAAGCUCCACCCCCCUCCCCCCGUUACCACCGAUUCAACCGUCUCGAGCUCCUGCUCCGGUCAGUUACUACAAAAUGGCUGCAGAGGCUCCGCCGCCGACGAGAUCCCGCUGAACGCUUCAUGCUGUGAGAAGAAGCCAAACACACGAGAAGAGAACCAUUUGAUGGAAGAUAAGAAAAAGAAAAAGCAAGAAGAGAAGAAAAAGAAAGAAGCCGCUCAAAAAAAGGCCACAGAACAGAUAACCAAAGUGCCCGACUCUGCCGAGCUCGACCCCACCCCUCCUCUUCCCCCCAUCAACCCCAGUACCGUCCCAUCUGUACUCCCAAGCAGUGGCAAUGGCAAGCGUGCCCCCUCCGGAGGUCAGCCGCAGACAGCACAGCAGCCCCAGACUCUGCUCCAGCAGCGCUACCCACCCAGAGAGGUGCCCCCUCGCUUCCGCCAGCAGGAGCACAAGCAGCUGUUGAAGAGGGGCCAGCCUCUGCCCUCUGGGACCCUGCUUCUCACCACCACAGGACGUCCCUGCUCUACUGAACCUGCAGCAGCAGCUGUAGCGAUACACUCCUCUCCCUCCUGCUCCUCUUCCUCCACAGGUCAGCCAAGACACUCUGUUGAACUGCCCCCACAGAGCGGCCAGGGAGCCCAGUAUGAUAAUCCCCUCUGGGGACACCUGCCAGCCAACAGGAGUACCACAAGUGCUGCAUCUUCCACCAAUCUCAGUGGUUGGGAUCAACUGAUCAUUGACCAGAAGGAUACAGAGGCUUGGCCCUCUAUUACCCUCAGCCAGAGCCAGGCCCCUCCAGGAGGAUGCCCUUUGGAUACUGACCCUGGUCGCUUGACCAGCAGCAGCAGCAGUACUAGUAGUAGUUGCAGUACAGUGAGUAUGGCCACGGGGGCCAAUAGCCAGACAGGCCACUUUCCUGCCAACCACCUUAGCAGCAAGGCCAACAGUGGGCCCAGCCCUGCCAAUCAUACUGGAACCAACAUGCUCUCUAGCCAGGUUGCAGCCAAUCGCAGCUGGGGCUCUGGGCCUGGACCCUCCCAUUGCCCCCCUCAGUCCUCGGUGGGGAAUGAAGGAAAGAGUGACAGUCCAGUGGGGGGAGCAGGCGGCAGGGGCUGGGGCUCUUCUUCAUCAUCCUCAACCACCAACUUUAACUUGAACCUAAACCCUAAUGCCAACCCAUCUGCUUGGCCCAUGCUGGGGCAUGAUGGGGGUGGCACAGGGGGAGGCAGCUCAGGGGGAGCCAACACCAUUUCACCUCCUCAACCUACACCCAACCUCUGUAAUCCACCUGGCCCCCCAUCAGCCCAGACCAGCACCUGUACCGGAGCCAACACUAACAGCAACUCCUCGGGGAUUGGCAGCGCCUGGGGUAGUAUAAUGACUUCUGACAUGUCAGAAGCGCACCCCUCCCCGUCCACAAAUGUGUCUUUCAGUUCAGAACCUCAGAACCUUAAAACUGAUGGACCAAAUCACACUAAUAAGCAGGAACCUCCCAGCCCCAUCCGCAGCUUGCCUGGCUGGGGUAGUGCAUCUGUAGGCUUGGGUUCCAUGGGUCAACCCCCACCAGGGGUCCCACAGGUCAAUGGAGAAGAUAGUAGCUCAGUAUGGGGUCACAGUGGAGACUCUAAGGCACCUUCAUCUAAGGAGGCAUCUGGCUGGGAUUCUGGCUGGAGCCAUGGAGGAGCUGGAGCAGGAAACUCUGGAGGUUGGGGUGACCAGUCUGGUGGAGACUGGGGGAAACAGCACACUGAAGAGGCCCAGGGAGGAUGGGAUGCCCCAAGCUCCCCUCCCCAGGAUCCACAGGCUGGUCCUUGGGGCAGAGCUGUGAGCACAGCUGCUGCCAGUGAAGGCAGCAGUGACAGCAUGGAAGGACAUAACCAACGCAGAGACCACUCAUCCAGAGAUAAUCCAGCUCCUCUGCUGCCUGCCCAGGAUCUUGACCCCAGAGUGCUGUGUAACACUGGCUGGGGACAGACCCCCGUUCGCCAGCACACCUCCUGGGAUAUGGAUGAUACUAAACGUAAGAAUGAUGUAGGCACUGAAACAUGGGGCUCUGGCCCAACCACACCAAGCGAUGCCCAGGGGCCCUCCAAAACAAACAUUGGCCCCACUCAGAGGACUGACUCUGGGAGUAAAAAUGAUGUGCCUGGUUCUCAGGGAGCUUCAGGUUGGGGUGGAAGCGUAGCAGCUACCAACCAGCCCAGCUCUGGUUGGGGAGAGCCACCCAACAACAUUAAGCCCCCAGGUGGCCCUGGUGGAUGGGGGAACCAUCCAACAGGAGGCCCCACCACCAGUGUACCCAAGAAUGGUAGUCAAACCUGGGGAGAAGAGAAGUCGAGUGGGUGGGACGAUUCUCACAUCAAGACAACAUCCCAGGGCUGGGGAGAGCAACCCAAAGCAUCCCACGGCUGGGGCAAUAGUGGAGGGAGCAAAAACGCAGGGGACUGGGGAGAACCAGAGGAGAGCAAAAAGAGUCCCACUAACCCUGCCUGGGAGGGAGAGGCAGGAGGCUGGAAGGAAAAACCACGAGGCUGGGGAAUGCCUGCUUCAGCACCUGGUAUAUCUGGACCUGGAGGAAAUGGUGGCUGGGGAGAGCAAGUUUCCCAGCGUCCCAGUGGCCCACCUCAAGGGUGGGGGGGCAAGCCUCAGGAUGGGCCCAGUUGUAGUGGUGGAGCAGGGGGCAUAGGCUCUUGGGGUGGCUCAGGCUCAGUGAAGCAAGGUGGAAGUUGGGGUGGCAGUAAACAGGAGUCCUCAGCUGAGCCUACAGGCUGGGAAGAGCCCUCCCCACCUUCAAUCCGACGUAAGAUGGAGAUAGAUGAUGGAACCUCAGCUUGGGGUGACCCUGGUUCCUACAACAAGGCAGUCAACCUGUGGGACAGGAACAAUCCAGGAAUGUCCCAGGCUAAAGUUACCACUGGAGGCAAUAAUCCCCCAGGCCCCAACAACAACCAUCCCCACUCUGACAAUCACCCCUAUCACGGGCCGCCUGCACCUUUACAGAACCACAGCCAAAACUCCCAAAACCCAGGGCCCACCAGUGGGCCCAUGGAUCCUGUUGUGCAACACCAGCCAGGGCCAUCUCACAACAGGGGCCCCCUGAUAGCUCAAGGUUGGGGAGACUUACCCAGCUCCCACACAAAAUCAGAGAGCUCUUGGGGGGAACCUGUACCCUCUCCGGUCAGUGUGGAUAAUGGGACAUCUGCCUGGGGCAAACCAAGUGGGAGCUGUGGAGGCUGGGGAGACGGUAACCCGGACAGCUAUGGCAGAGGCAACCCGACAAUGACAACUGCAUCCUGCAAACCUGCCCCCAAACCUAUGCAAGACGGAUGGGGAGGUGGAAGUGAGGAGCUGAGCCAGUGGGAUGCUGAGGAGGGAGACAUGUGGAACAGCACUGCCUCCCAAGAGAGCAACUCCUCCUGUAACUCUUGGGGCAAUGCAUCUAAAAAGGGCCCACAGAAGGGGAAGGUCCCAGGGAAGCAGGAAGAUGCCUGGAUGAUGAAUCGUCUCAUCAAACAGCUGACAGACAUGGGCUUCCCUAGGGAUCCAGCAGAGGAGGCUCUGAAGAGCAACAACAUGAACUUGGACCAGGCCAUGAGUGCCCUGCUGGAGAAGAAGACAGAGCUGGACAAGCGGGGGAUGGGGAUAGCCGGCCACGACUACAACAACGGGCUCAUCAACAAGCCCAUGAGCUGCCCUCGGCCUCCGCUUCUUUCCAAAGACCCCUCAGCAGACCCCCGCUUGCCCUUCAUGGAUAAGCAGAUGCAGAGUGGAAUGUUUGGCGGUGGUGGAGCAGCACAAGCCCGGACCAUGCAGCAGCCGCAGCCGCCUCCUCAGCCGCCAGUGCCGCCUCUCAGCUCCUCUCAGCCUAGUCUACGUGCUCAAGUGCCUCAGUUUCUCUCCCCUCAGGUUCAAGCACAGCUCUUACAGUUUGCAGCAAAAAACAUUGGUCUGAAUCCUGCACUUUUAACCUCACCAAUAAACCCUCAACAUAUGACCCUUCUGAAUCAACUUUACCAGCUGCAACUGGCAUACCAGCGUUUACAAAUUCAGCAGCAGAUGUUGCAGGCGCAGCGCAAUGUUUCUGGCCCCAUUCGACAACAAGAGCAGCAAGUUGCACGUACAAUCAAUAACAUGCAGCAGCAGAUCCAACAGCACCAGCGUCAGCUGGCCCAGGCCCUGCUGAUGAAGCAGCAGCAACAGCAGCCACCUCCCUCCCACUCGGGCUUGCAUCCUGGUGGGGCCAAAUCCACCCUGGAUUCAUUUCCAGGUCACCCCCAUGCUCCAGGCCUCCCUGACCUGCAGACCAAAGAGCCGCAGUCAUCUCCUAACACCUACAGCCACUACUCUCUCUCUGGACUGAAUCCAAACAUGAAUGUAAACUGCAUGGAGGUGGGAGGUCUGUCUAUGAAGGAACCUCCUCAGCCCCAAUCGCGCCUAUCACAGUGGACGCACCCAAACUCCAUUGAAAGCCUCUCUGGUAGCUCCUCUCCUCUAGAGCCCAGCCUGGGCAAGCAUGGUGAGAAAGGAAAGGGAAUCCUGGGUUCCAAUUUGGGCCCCCCUGGUAAGCCCCCUCAGCUGGAGGACUCUUACAGUCCCUACAACCUGAUGUCCAGCUCAGAGUCUCCUACCAGCCCCCUGGUCCCCCCAGACAGCUGGGGACAGGGCAAGAGCAGCAGUGACAAGAUGGCCAAUGGGACCAAUAUCAACUGGCCACCAGAGUUCUGCCCUGGUGUGCCCUGGAAGGGCCUCCAGAAUAUCGACCCUGAGACCGACCCCAACGUGACCCCCGGGAGUGUCCCUAGUGGGCCCACCAUCAACACCAACAUCCAAGAUGUCAACCGCUACCUGCUGCGGGACAGGAGUGGAGGCUCCUCUCCCACCUCAUCUCAGAACGAGGCUCUGCCUCCCUCCACUGAUUGGCCAGUCAGUGCCUACACUAGCUCAUUCAGUCUGUCACCCCCGGAGACAGACGAUGCAGGUAAACUGUCAGAGAUGAAAUCUACUUGGUCUCCAGGCCCCAUUUCUCACAGCCAGGCCUCUCUGUCCCACGAGCUGUGGAAGGUCCCCCAGGGCCCCCGGAGCAGCACCACAGCCCCUUCCCGCCCCCCACCUGGCCUCACCAACACCAAGCCUUCCUCCACCUGGGGGGGCAACUCCCUGGGUCUGGCCCAGGGCUGGAGCAGCUCUUACACCUCAGCAGGUACCACAUGGAGUACAGACAGCUCCACCAGAACCAGUAGCUGGCUGGUUCUGAGGAACCUCACUCCACAGAUUGAUGGUUCAACUCUGCGUACACUGUGCAUGCAGCACGGCCCCCUCAUCACAUUCCACCUCAACCUGACACAGGGCAACGCUGUGGUGCGCUACAGCUCCAAGGAUGAAGCUGCCAAGGCUCAGAAGUCCCUGCACAUGUGUGUGCUUGGGAACACCACCAUCCUGGCAGAGUUUGCUGGGGAGGAGGAAGUGAACCGCUUCUUUGCACAGGGCCAGUCGCUCGGCGGAACAACCAGCUGGCAGGCCACUCCAGGCACCAAUCAGACAAGGAUGGGUGGAACCGGGUCCGGAGCCUCUCAUCCCAUCGGUCACUCACCCCACUGGAACAACAACAAUGGCAGCAGCAGUAGCAGUGGCCUGGGAGCAGGCGGAGCAAAGACGGGCGGGGAGUUGCUUUGGGGUGGCGUACAGCAGUAUUCUAGCCUGUGGGGACCCCCGAGUGGAGAGGAGGGACGGGUCAUGGGGAGUCCCACCCCAAUCAAUACGCUGCUGCCUGGGGACCUGCUGAGUGGGGAGUCCAUGUAGGACAGAAGAGCCCAGGACGAAUUGAUCACCAACAGGAGCAAAAACCUUUCAAAUCAAUGUGGAGAUAAUCAGUGUGGGUGUAACGGUGAAAAGGAGAGACGAGAGGAGGACGAGGCUACAUCCUUGCUGCUCACCCUCGUCAACCUCCUCUACUCCUUUUGUUUUUAAUGACAUUUCAGUUGCAGUUAUUUUGUGAAUCUCAGCGAGAGAUUUUGGUCACAGUGUUCAGCUUUUUCUUUUGGAGACACAGGAAGAAGUCUUUCAUUCAACAAAGAACUUUUUACAGAGAUGAACGUUUGAGAACUCGCAGUGUGAAACAUGUACUUUAGUCAAACUGACACAAUGACGAGCUGCCAUCUUCUUUAAACUUGCGUAAUCCCUCUCUGCCUUUUGAGGCAAUCAUACUGCACCUCAGAGAUCCAUGAAAAAGGCAUCAUUCCCAAAGUAAAACCCUUCAAUCAGAGUGGUUGUCGAACUUUCAGCUGGUCCAGACUCGACAUUUGUUUCUCUCAGCACUAAUAUUAGCCUUAACCUCUUUCCUGCCCUGCUAUCCUCACUCACUCUGUACUUGGUGAAGAAGCAUACGGACACUUGCACACCCUUAUUUCUGAGCCAGUGAAACCUGAGUGGAGAGUACAUGCUGCUGCUGCUUAACAUAAGCAACCACAGCUCACAACUUCAGUGCAUUUUUGCAAGCAGAUUGAGUUCCUCAGUUCGCUCAAAGGGAAUGAUGCAACUCUGUUCGCCUUGUUCAAGCCAUUUAUUUUUGUAGUGUUUAUUAUUUUCUUUUUCUUCUGGAACCAUUGCAAACAAAGCUAAGAAAUGAAAUUAUUCAAAUGUGUCUGUCAAUCUUACCUGGUGGCGGGGAUAGUUUUGGGGGUUGUCGCAUGUACAGUUACGGACGUGACAGACGACAAAAUGAACCACUGCUAUUACUAUGGAACUGUAAAGAAAAAACACUUCAAUGCACCUCAACUCCUCUGCGGGCAACCUGCAGUUUGGUCUCAGUCUCUGACCCUCUCACUGAUGUAGUGGAAAACCUCAAGUCGUAAAUGUUUCCUAACCGUCUGUAUUCAACGACCCCCACCACCCCCACCCCCACCCAACUCCACCCGCAAAACACCAUUUCAAGUGACGUGCAAUAUAAGCCACAGACUCUACCGUCCAAGCACCCUACCAUGGCCUCUCUCAGAAAGAGAAGAGACUACAAGGAAUGAUUGAACUGCAAAAACUGUAUCUGCCCCCACAACCCCAACCCUACCCACAAACUGCCACUACUACCCUUCAACCCCUCCCAAGAGUGUGUGAGCUCAGGAGAGUAGCAAGCUGGUCUUCAACCAUCUUCAACCACAAGGACAUACACACAAAGCACUUCUUCAACCAGCUCACUCUCCACACUUAUGCCAGUGACUAGUUUUGGGGGAGAGGGAGAGACAGGUGUGUGUGUGUGUGCGUGUGUGUUUGUGUGCGUGUGUGUGCGUGUGUGCGUAUGUGUGUGGAGGGGGGGGGGGGGGGGUAUGAGUGCUUGAUGAGAAGGCAUCAAACCAAAAUGAGGAGCCUGUUUCCCUUUUUGCCCAGAAGACCACAUGACCCAUGACCUUUUUUUUUUUCUUUUGGCCCAAAUUUGCAUCAGUAGAAGAGUAUGAAGCAAAGAUUUUGUGAAUAGGUGGUCUAUCAUAGCACUUAGCAAGAGCAUCGCAGCUCGUCGUACCCUCAAUGCCAACGAAUAGAAGAAAGGAGAAGCAACACUGGCAAAUAAAAACUGAAAAACAAAGACAAAAAAGCAAUCUGCUUAGUGGCUUCUCUGUAUACUUAUUUUUUAACUUAAUAUGGAUGUGAAGAUUUUUUUUUUUUUUUUUUUUUCAAUCCUUCUUCCCUCAAGUCAGUGGGACCAAGAAGGAUUUCAAACAUGGUAGCAAAGUGAAGGGAAAUACAAAGAAAGAACUAACUCAACUGAUGAUGAGUGCAGUAGGGAAAGACCCCAAAGCACUCAUCCUCACCCUCUUUAUCAAAGUAAAUAUCACUGUUACAUUGCAUACUUUGAAAUCUUUAGCCUUGGUGUCUGGAAAGCGCUCGACGUUUUUAUGUUCUACUGGCUCCAGCAGGGAGGAUCACCAUCUCUUUCAUCCUUUUUUUUUUUCUUUUUUCCCUCUUCUUUCUAUCUAUUGGAGGCCCUGCCAACCUGUGUGAUAGUGUGGCCACUGAGUGCCUGCCUGCUGCAGAGCGCAGUGCUCUGCGGCAGCCCUCACCCCUCCCUCCCCCUCGCUCGCUGCCUCCCUGCGGAUCCCUACAGACUGGCUUCCCUCGUCUUACUCUCACACCCACCCCCCUGCCCCCUCACCGGGCCUCCAGGCCAAGAGCAGCUCUUUCAGAACUGGCCCACAUGUAUUAAAUUUACUACUACUGCUGUGCCAGAGUCUGUCCUCAGCAACCUCCACUUCCAGUCUCUCUCUGUCUCUCUCCUGCAAGGAUCACUUUAGCCAGAGAUGGAGGCGUUUGAUGUGUUUGUUUGUUUUUUUUUCUUGGUUUCACUUAUGGAAUUGCCAGUGUGCAUUUUUAUUUUAUUAUUGUAAGAAGUUUGCUGAUAUUGUUGCUGUUAUCAUUGAUGAUAUAGUUAAUGAUUGUUUUCUGAUGAUGAUUUCAUGGCUUUUUAACAUUGGUCUUUAUGCAGUGUUCAGCUUCUCUCCUGCCCCUCCCACUGCCUUAGAGGCAGGACCAGUGUGUAGUUUAGAGGUACGCCUCAGCCGUGCAGCAAGGCCAUAAAAAACACUGCAGAUCUCAGUAGAAAAGCAAAGUCGGGGCGGUCUUUAUGUUGGAGUCAGACAGGGGGUUUGAAGAGUCCAAUCAAGUGGGAAAGGUUGUGUAGUCAAAGGUUCUCUCCAGGAUGGUGAGCCGACUUCCUCCGUCCAUCCUGGGGCACCAAACCUCUACUCUAUGUUGUCUCAUAACACACACUUUCUAUAAUGUUGAUGCGCCUCACUCACACUGGUGCUUUAUGUUUAACUCUGGGAGCACUCAGUUACGCUUAGAACCACCUCAACUGAUAACAGCCUUCCAUUUCUAUGCAAAGACAAGGAGGUGUUCGUUCACAGCCAUCUAGAAAAUCACAGCCAUCGCCCACAUCUGCCAAUCUUCACUUAAUCUAUCAACCUUUACUACCAGGCAGCUUCCCUUGAAACCCCCCCUCGAUAAAGUGCAGGGGACACUGAAAGAGUCUUUCUUCAAGGGUUUGGUCUCCCACUGUGUGGACAGAGCUACUAGAUGACACUAAAUGACCUGCUGGAGGCACUAGUCGUUGGCAAACAGAGUCAUUUCUUCAGUCUUGUGCCAACUGAUCUUUCCAAUAUCUACUUCCACUUUGCCAUAUCCUAAUUUAUCUUUAGCGUGAUGAGACUUCAGUUCCUUUUAUUGCUGCAGGGGCGUACACCGCAAGCUCCAGCUGUAGGAGGCUUGAGGAGUAGAAGGGCAGGACAGAUGAAUGGUGCUGGUCUUUCACCAACAGGAGACUGGAAAUUUAGUGGAGAAUCAGGCUGCAGGAGGAGGAGGACGGGGUGGGGUGGUCCCUGUAAGUGUCUGUGCACUGUUUAUGGGUCACAUCGGGUACAUCUCUUUAAAAACCAAAAACAUUAUCUUUUUCUUUAUCAUCAAGGUUUUUCGCAAAAACAAGAAACUAUAAAAAAAAAAAAAGAAAAAAAAAAGGUCUGUUUCAGCUGUGCACUUUGAGGCUGAGAUGUCUGUGUUCUGUGUCUCUGCAAGCUGCCGCCUUCUCACCCCGUCAAGGCUCAUUCUCUGGGCCACAUCUGGGGAAGCUGUAUCCAGGAGGUUCGUUUCGGAUCUCCAACCGGAAGGUCACGCCAGCCGAAAUAUAUAACAGGUCUUUUCUGCACAUCUGGCUUUAGGGUCAGGGUCCAAGCAGGGACCCAACGUAUCAGCAGAAACAGGGACAGACCUCAAGUUCGGUACCAAGUCUUAAAACUUAGGGGAUACGCCCUCUUCCAGAGUUGCUUAAGACUCAUGUCAUUCAACAAAACAAUCACUAUUGCCUGUGUUGUUUGUUUGUGUGUUUGUUUGUUCCUGAAAACCUGCAUUUACUCCACACUGGACUUGAAUCAAGGAACUUCCGUUGAAUUGGGGAGUUGAAUGUGGAGUGGGGGGAUGGGUGACUGGGAUGGAGGUCGUGUCUCAGAUGUGCCCUGGAUUUCUUGGCGCAGCACCAGCACUGAGAGUCCCGCCCCCUCCCACGCCCAUCGCCUGCACCCUUAUCUACCUGUCUAGUGUUGGAAAUCGGAUGCUCUCCCUUUUUUUUAAAGUCACAUCGACUCAAAGGCAACUGGAGCUCGAGCAAAAUAUGUUUCUCAGUCAUGGAUCAGACAAGGGUUCUGGGGCAGGGGCCUCAAAAACAUUUAAAUUAGAAAAUCUCUUUAAAAAAAAAAACAAAAAAAACAAAGGCCUGGGUUGAAUAUGCACAUGCUAGUUCAUAUACGGUAUACAACCAAGAGUAUAUAAUGGGUGUAUGUGUGUAUAUGGCUAGAUUUCUCUGUUUUCCACUUAGCCCAAGCCCUUUCCCCUCCCCUGCCCUGGCUUCAGCCCUUACCCUGUGUAUCCUCCUCAACAUUGUAUUUCCCAGAAAACAAGAUCAUAAACAUAUCAGAGUAAUACAAAAUAAUGAAAACAAAUACUUGAAUCAAAAGAAGCGCCAAUAAUGUAAUGUGAACACUUUUUGUAGUGGUUUUUUUGUCUCAUUCAUACACUUCAGAGAUUUUUGAUAACAUCGGUUCAGAGUGAAUCAAAUUUGAAAUACGAGUGUUGUUGAAAACAAAGAUCGAUCUAAAGGCAAAUUUACAUCUGUUGUAUUUGAGUGUUUGCACAAGGCUGCUUGUACUGUAUGUUGUAUGAAUGUUUAGUGCGUGAGGUGAAAAUAUGUAUGAGAGCUCGUGAUUACAGCGGAGGAAUUUCCGCCUCGUGUUUCUUUUCAAUUCAGUAUACUUAUGUUGUUGAUUUUGUUUUGUUUUUUUGUUUUUUUUCUUUUUGCUUGUCAAAAAUAUAUUCUGAUGUUAAUUGUUACUAGCCUCUAGCGUUGCACUGAGUGUCGGCCUCACCCCUCAUCCAGCUAAAUGAACAACAUGAUACAAGUACUGAGGGGAGACGGGGACAGUUCAUGUGUAAAUGUUUACUCAAGGACUAAAAUAAGUGUGUUUUUAAAAUGUAAUGUUUAUCUACCUUAGUGGCUUUCAUUGUGGAAUAAUCCAAGAAAGUAUGGAUCAUAAUUGAGUAUUGCACCAUUUUUCGGACUAUAAACCUAAAAAAAAAAAAAACAAGAAAACUAAAAAAAAAAAAAAAUCACAUAUGUAUAAAAAAAUGCAGCAAAAAAAGUAUUUUGCAGACCUGUGGCCAUAGAUUGGGGUAGAAGGACUUCAGCUCUCCCAAAUCUGAGCAACGGAGAGAGUGAAGGACAAGACAUCAGACUGAGCCUUGGCUUCUAGGGCUCACUUCAGAGGUGCCUACCUUUUUGGUUUGUUAGCUUUCGUUCUGUUUUCACUUAUGUUCGUUUCACUCAUGUUGUCAUUCGUUUUCCUGCAAGGCCACUGACAGUUUACAAACACUUUGUUUUUUUCUGGAGUUCAAAAAAAUCUGCAACACAAAGGAAUUAAACCAUGGGAAUGUUGGAAAAAAGAAAAAAAGGACACAUGCUUCCAUUUUUUUUAAAGAAAAAAAAGUGCAACACAGAAUGAAGAUUUAGUGUGCUACUUUCAGAACUCUGGGAUUGAACAGUGUUGUCUUGUUCUGUUUAACCUUCUUUGUUCGGUGUUAAUGUUGAUUUCAUGGACUAUCUCAAGCCUGUAUGUUUUAUGUUGAUUAUAUAUAUUUUCCUUUAUAGAAAAGAAAAGAAAAGAAAAGAAAAAAAGACAUAAUUGCUCACUAUCUUGCACACACGAAAAAGUGGAUCUUGUCUCAGGAAGGCCAGGGUUCCAGAGUACCAACUCCACGCCAUUUUAAUGUACAUUUUUAUGAUGAGUAAAAAGAAAAGGAUGAUUUAAAAGAAACAAUUUUAAGCACUGAAAGUUAUGGAUUUCAGAAGAAGAGAAAAUACCUUUUGUUUCUAAAUCCGUAGCAGUUACAUAAUAACCAAAUAAUGGACUUUAAAUGAAAAUGGAGUGCUUUAUAUAUAAAUCUAUAUAUAAAAAUUGCUUUACAUUUAAAAACAAAAAAUGGUCAAUGAUUUUGAUUGUUGAAAAAAAAAAAAAGAAAGACGGUGAAUAACAUGCAAAAUGCUGUAUGUUUGAAUCUUUAUUGUGUUUUCUUAAUGAGGUCCCGUCCUGACUGAAUCAGGAACAUUGUGCAUUAAUCUUUCUUUCCUCUUUCUCUCUCUCUCUCUCUCUUUCAUUGUCCCACAGCGGGUAUUAUUAAUAGAUAAAUCAGACUUUUGUGGAACUUUUCACAUUUUGGAGGAUGUUUGUAAAACAUGAGCUGGUUGUAAAGGAUCAUGAAACUAUGCACAAGUGUUGUGGGUGUGGGGGGGCGGAAGAUGGGGAUUUUUUAUGGCCUACUUCUUAAGUGGCUGAUCUAUUGCAGGGGUUUUUGGGAUCCAAUGUGUUUUUUGUUUUGUUCUUGUUUUGUUUUGUUAAGGGGGUGGAGGGAAGGGGGGUGGAGAGGUGAGUGAUGUCGAGCCCUCUGCCUCCAGCUUCCUUCCCCUGAUUCAGAUUGAACUAGCGCUACAUCGCCAUGCUGUGUAUUCCUAAAACCAAUGAGCGUCUCACUCUUUAGCACUGUGGGAUUCUAGCCUAUCACCCUCAAGGGUUUUUUUUUUUC